AUGAACGAAGAACUCGACAUCGAGAAGGCUUCUGUGAUCACUCGCAUUCAUGUCGAGGCUAGGGGCGUUACUGAGCACGAUGCUUCAAGGCAGCCGGCGAACUUAGCUCAUGGACAUGCGAAGGUCGCUCCCAGGGUCAAGCUUCCUGGCGAGUUCAGAACUUUGAGUAUUCAUGUCACGAACACUCAAGAAGGCAAACAUGAUAUCCCAAGCAAGAAGGAUAUCACCGAUAUCUCUGAGCUGGAAUGGCAUACCCUUUCCAAAGAAGAGCUCUGCAUCCGUUGCGGAGUCUCCGAUAAAGUUGGCCUUGAUGUAACAAUGGCUGCGCGGCGGCUCGCAAGCAAUGGUCGGAAUGUCAUCAGCCCCCCACCUCGUAAUUAUAUCAAGAUGAUACUCGGUUAUAUAUUUGGAGGUUUUGGUUCUCUUCUGUUCGUUGCGAGCAUCAUUUGCUUUAUUUCCUGGCGUCCAUUGGGUGAUCCACUUCCUUCGGCGGCCAACUUAGCAUUGGCCGUGGUGCUCCUGAUCGUUAUCGCCAUACAAGCGGCUUUUAAUGCCUGGCAAGGAUGGUCCACGAGCCGCGUCAUGACCUCGAUAACAGGGAUGCUUCCUAGCGAUGUCUUGGUUACUCGUGACGGCCAGCCCUUCAAAAUCCUUGCGGCAGAGCUUGUAUUUGGUGAUAUCGUUCACAUUGCGCUGGGUAACAAAGUCCCGGCGGACCUUAGACUUAUAGAGACUUCUUCUGACUUGAAGUUCGAUCGCUCGGCACUCACCGGUGAAAGCAACGCAAUACCCGCGUCCGUAGAGGCCACCGACCCAAAUUUUAUGGAGACCCGUAAUAUGGCACUGCAGGGCACGUUGUGCGUCAGCGGAAGUGGCAAGGGUGUCUGUGUAGGGCUCGGCGAUCUCACCGUCUUCGGAAGGAUCGCAAAGCAAGCUGCUUCGGAACGCGCCGUCAGAACCUCGCUCGAGGUGGAAAUCUAUCGUUUCGUCCUCAUCAUAUCCGGCAUGGCUCUCACAGUGGCAGUCUUCAUCGUCAUUCUUUGGGCAGCCUGGCUGCGUCGUGACCACCCCGACUUCAUUCCGGUACCUGUUCUCUUGAUUGAAUGUGUGUCGGUCGUCGUUGCAACCGUAUCAGAGGAUUUGCCCAUAUGUGUGACGCUGUCCUUGACCGUGAUCGCCCGAGCUAUGCGGAAAGCCAAUAUUCUUUGCAAGUCUCUGUCGACAGUGGAAAGUCUCGGUGCCGUCAACGUUAUCGCUUCCGACAAGACGGGUACUUUGACACAGAACAAGAUGUCUGUCUCCGAUGCUGUCACAGUCAGUGGGAAGUAUUCCGCAGUGGACGUAUACAAUAUUAUACGUCAGGAGAAACCAGAUAUGCAUGCCCUCGACACGAUGGGUACAAUAGCUGCUUUGUGUAAUGAUGCAGUCUUCGACGCUGGUUAUGUCGAAGGGAAGGUCCCGCCGGAAGACAGGAAGGUUAACGGAGAUGCCACAGAUGCUGGGCUUCUAAAGUUCGCAGAUGAUCUAUCGCCCGUCGACGAAGUGAGGGAUAGGUGGAAAGAAGUAGCGAAGGUGGCAUUCAAUUCAAAGAACAAAUUUGCCAUCAAGUUGUUCAGACUUCGCAGUACUAGUAACCUUUCAGCCGUCCCAGCGGACCAAUAUCAGGCAUCCGACCACCUUCUUCUUGUAAAAGGGGCGCCUGACAUUUUAUCCCGUCGAUGCUCUAAGUACCUAGAUGCAGAGGGUAGCACAAAGGAACUCUAUCCUGAAACGUUGGCCGUCCUAUUAGCUGCACGCAACGAGUUAGCGGGAAGCGGGAAACGGGUGUUACUGUUGGCGCAGAAAGUUGUUUCCUCCAACCAUAUUGACGACAACAUGCUCGCAGAUACUAGUCAGGCGGAAGAGUAUCUGAUGACUCUCAACAACGACCUCGUCAUUGUUGGCCUCCUCGCUCUUGUUGAUCCGCCUCGCCCUGAUACAGCCGAAACAGUGCGUCUGAGCCGUCGUGCUGGAAUUCGCUUCGCUAUGGUCACUGGUGAUUUCCCUUUGACUGCAAUAGCAAUAGCCAGGCAGGUCGGUAUUAUCACUACCCGCGCCGAUGAUACCAAGGGAAUCCAAGACCUUUAUGCGAAUGGCGAGUCGACGUUGGAGAAGGAUGGGUCUCGGAGCACUAUUACCGCCCCAACGAAUGACGCCGGGUUCACUAGUUUAGUGUUAAGUGGAUCGGACAUGAUGAUGAUGAACGACCAGCAAUGGGAAUUAGCUCUUCAGUUUGACGAGCUGGUCUUUGCCAGGACAACACCUCAACAGAAGUUGCAAAUUGUUCGCGCCUUCCAAAAGCAAGGCUGUACUGUAGCUGUGACCGGAGAUGGAGUCAAUGAUGCGCCAGCCCUCAAACAGGCCGACGUCGGCGUUGCGGUUGCAGGUGCUUCAGAAGGAGCCGCUGAUUUGAUCCUCUUAUCCAACUUCUCCGCAAUAAUCACUGGUAUCGAAUAUGGACGUCUGUGCUUCGAAAACCUGCGCAAAUCUAUCUUGUACCUUCUCCCGGCCGGUAGCUUCUCCGAACUUAUGCCUGUGCUCCUCAGCGUCAUUUUCGGCCUACCUCAGGCUUUGAGCAGCAUCCAGAUGAUUCUCGUUUGUGUGGCCACCGAUGUCCUUCCCGCCUUAUCUUUGGUCUACGAGAAACCCGAAGCGGACCUACUCACAAGAAACCCUCGGGAUCGCCAGAAGGAUCGCCUCGCUGAUUGGAAACUCAUUUUUCACGCCUACUUCAUUGGGAUAUUCGAGAGCUUGACCGCCAUGAUCGCCGCAUUCUACUUUGGAUUCCAGAAGAACGGUGUCCCAUUCUCUGCCUUGUGGCUCAAGUAUGGAAACUACGACGGGGACCCAGACCUCAUACUCGAGUUGACUAACAGGGCUCAGUCAAUAUAUUUCUUCAACCUUGUCCUGAUGCAGUGGUUUAAUCUCCUUGCCACUCGGACCCGACGUCUCUCCCUUUUCCAACAGAACCCACUCGGGGGGCCAAAGACGAGGAACUAUUUUAUAUUUCCUGCUAUGUUGGCAGCCCUUGGCCUUGCUUGCUUCUUCUCAUAUGUGCCCUGGUUCCAGAAGAUUUUCCUGACCCGUGGUAUCAGGGCCGAAUAUUUCUUCCUUCCAAUGGCAUAUGGUGUUGGGGUCCUAUUCAUUGAUGAAAGCCGAAAGUGGGUGAAUAGGCAGUACCCCCGUGGCUUUCUAGCUCGCAUUGCGUGGUAA
Molecule: messenger RNA, 3252 nt
Organism: Pleurotus ostreatus (oyster mushroom)
Lineage: Eukaryota; Fungi; Basidiomycota; Agaricomycetes; Agaricales; Pleurotaceae
Exons: 24
Coding region: 1-3252 (1083 amino acids)
Biological process (GO): sodium ion export across plasma membrane; intracellular potassium ion homeostasis; potassium ion import across plasma membrane
Cellular component (GO): membrane
Molecular function (GO): P-type sodium:potassium-exchanging transporter activity; ATP hydrolysis activity; ATP binding
Source: RefSeq, a predicted model, not a curated record